UUCUUCAAUCUAAUUCGGACCCUUCUCUGUUCAUUUCUUAACCACAUCCAUCUGUUCAUGGCUCCCCAAGCUCCGAUUUUUACCCCAACUGAAGAAAUCUGUUUAAUUUCCAAUUGGGCAGCUUUGUUUAGAAUUUGGAUCAAUCUUGAUCUGGGUUCUUCAUUCUUUUCUUUUCAGAUUGAAUAACUGUUCCUCCUCCUCCCCAUCAUCAUCAACAUCAUCAUCAUCAUUUCAUAGCUUGUUAUUGUUUCAGAAGAGUUGAGAUGUUUGGUUCAGGCACAAAUCUGAUCACUACAAUAAUUGGGUUCGGCAUGAGUGCAACUUUCAUCAUAUUUGUAUGCAGCAGACUGAUCUGUGGACGAAUUCGAAGAAGAGCAGAAUCAUCAAGGCAGAUGUUGGAGAUCUCUAUUAAUGAUAUUGAACAGCCUGCAGAGCAACGAAGGAGGGAUGGACUUGAAGAUGGUGUGGUGGCUGCUAUACCGACUGUGAAGUUCAGUCAACAGGGUUUGGGCUCCAUAGAAGAUGCAGAGUGCAGUAUAUGUCUUGGGGAAUAUGAGGAGAAACAGGUGUUGAGAAUAUUGCCUGGUUGUGGGCAUAAUUUCCACAUAGGUUGUAUAGAUUUAUGGUUGAGGAAACAUUCAACUUGUCCUGUUUGUCGCCUCCCAAUUCAUCAUGAAUCCUUCAUAACAAAGUACUAUGUUAGAUCGCCAAUACUACCUUCAUCACCCGAAUCGCCUCUUCAUCAUCAUCAUGUAGCCGUGGGAGAGGCUAGUCAAGACUCAAGAUGAUGAUGCUGAGAUGUUCAUAUCUGAAGCAAGAUGAAUGGAAAUGGGAAAGAUGGAGUCUUUUGAUUGUACUUGUGUUUGAUUGUUACUCUUUUGUAUAUUAUUUACUUAGCAACAUUUGUAUGAUCCUUGGAUCUAUUAAUACAAAAUUUAACACUGUUUUACUCA
This is a messenger RNA of Impatiens glandulifera, 953 nucleotides long. Its product is annotated as RING-H2 finger protein ATL54-like. The coding region runs from base 264 to 788 and encodes 174 amino acids. The transcript has 3 exons. Lineage: Eukaryota; Viridiplantae; Streptophyta; Magnoliopsida; Ericales; Balsaminaceae. The record is from RefSeq and is a predicted model, not a curated record.